This is a messenger RNA of Schistosoma guineensis, 1127 nucleotides long. The record is from the annotation of a GenBank genome assembly. NCBI's taxonomy places the organism in Eukaryota, Metazoa, Platyhelminthes, Trematoda, Strigeidida, Schistosomatidae.
UGAAGUUGGAGGUUGCUUGAAAGCUUCAAGGUCAGUUGGAAUGCCAAGUUAUGAAGUAAUAUCUCCACAAGUUGCUUGCCCAACAUGUUCUGGAGCAGGCUACGUGCGUAAAGAUUCCAGAGCAGAGUAUGUGGCUUUAAUUCCUCUGACAGACCGACGUCUUCGGCCGCGUAGAAUAUGCCUUAAACUUUUUGGGUCUGUAGUGACCUGCUCCUUAGUAUUUAUACUUUUAUUGGUAUUUCUCUUUCCGCGAACAAUCUCUUUGAGAAGUUCAGCGUACAAGUUAAUUACGAUAAGUGCCAUUGCCAACAUGCAAGAUAAUUUGAUAGAUCUCACAGUGAUUAACCAAAUUAAUGUAUCAAAUCCUAACUUUGUUCCAACCACAAUAACUAAAAUUAUUGUGUCUCCAAAAUACCGUUCAGUGGAUCUACAAGAGACUGUUAACAAUUCCAUUCAGAUGCUACCGCUUCGCUCAGAAACUUUACUGAAUGUGACAACGAAGUUACUCUUUGAGCAUAAACAUUUCGAUGUAAUUAAAUUAUGUCUUAUGAAAUUACCUUACUUCCAUGAUAUAUACGUAACUUUUACCUUUCAUGUUAGUUAUACAUUAUUAUGGCAAAAUUUUGAUGCAUAUCUUACAAUUAUGCCAUUAGUUGAUUGUUAUCCAACUAAUAUGAAUAUAUCGAAUAUAGAAACUUGAUAAGGAAUAUAAUUCCAUUAAAGAAAGAGAAAGAGAGAGAGAUAUCCACUAUAUUUUCAUUUAUGCUUUAAAUGGAUUUUCUCUCUAAUUUACAUCUUUUUGUUUUUAUUUUUUACAUUUUUUUCUUUAUUUUUUUUUUCGUUUCAAAUUUUAACUUUUCCUAAUUUUAAUCUAAUUGGAUCUACUAAGAUAGAUAGAUAGAGAGACAAGAAUAUCAUCAUCCUCAUCAUCACCAUGAUAAUCAUGAUCAUCCCUUUUUUUUUAUUACUUCAUUUGUAAAUUAAUUGGCAAUCAUUAACAUUAUCAUCAUAAUAAUAAAGAUAUAAGUGAUUUGUAAAUGUAUUUCUACAGGUUAAUUUGUUAAAAUUUAAUUUUUCAUAUGAAAACAUGAGAAAAUCAGACUGGCUUUAGACAUAGUUGCGGCUGC